This is a messenger RNA of Venturia canescens, 2323 nucleotides long. RefSeq lists its product as uncharacterized. The record is from RefSeq and is a predicted model, not a curated record. Lineage: Eukaryota; Metazoa; Arthropoda; Insecta; Hymenoptera; Ichneumonidae. Bases 1 to 1581 code for a protein of 526 amino acids. The transcript has 6 exons.
AUGCCACAGAUUGUCGAAAAAAAGGGGCUUUGUCGGCAACAAGCUUCGGCGACGAGCGGAUUAAAAAGAUCAAAGUAUCCUGGGAAGCCAGUUCCCCGCGUAACAAGCGAAAACAGUCGUUUUACCAAUGUCAAAAACAAGAAUUUGGUACAAUGCUUUGCUCCACAAAUUCAACCUCCUGUCACGUCACAGACAAGCGGCGGCGGUGGCGGUGGAGGCGGCCUCUAUCAUCAUCGUAAAUGUAUUUUGCCCGGUGGCAGAGCGGUCGAUCAUCGGUUUCGCCCGAUCGUCAAUACCAACAAAAUUUGCGCCACUACGAAAUGUCAACCUGCUUUUCGGGUUCCCCUUACACCGACGAGCAAAAAAAAAAGCCUCUCCAUGAUUGAUUUGUCUCCCGCUGCUGUUGGUGCAACCGCUGCCUCUAGCGAUGCACGUGGCGGCGGUGGUGGUGGUAUCGAUCACGAGAUUCCUCAUAUCGGGUCGGAGAGCGGUUCGAGUUGUUCGGUACUGGGUGGCGAAAGAUCAGUCGUCGAGGCGGGUAGUCAGGGAAAAAGGAAUGCUCGGGACAGUCGGGGUAACGGGGACUGUCGUAUCGGGCUUCUUUCGGGGAAUGAAAAAAUCACCAAAAUGUGGCUCGACGAACCGAAUUCGGAACGACUCGAGGAGGAGCGAAUCGCUAAAGCUGCCAGUACCGUUUGUCGUCUCCUCGCGAUAAACGCUUGGCGAACGAGACGAGAGGAGGUCGACUCGCUGAGAGAAACCGUUCAACAACUUGGACAACAAGUCGAUCAUCUGCACAUUCAGAUCGUUGUCCUGAGACGGCUUCUCCAUACGGAAAAAUGCCGGGUCGAGAAACUCAGCGGUGACGCUCAUCUGGCCAAAAUUCAAUUGGAGGAAACCCGACGGGAGAGGGAAGAAGUGAAAAAAGAAAAGGCCCAAGCGGAGGAUGAAUUGAGGCGACUGAAGGGCGAAUCGGAAGAGCAAACUGUGGCGACGGAGAACUUGAGAAACGAGGCGAUGACGUUGAAACAUCAGGUGGACGCUCUCGACCAGCAAAUAUCGAGGGAUCGUCAAAAAUUGCUGGGACUUCGAGAGGACAAGAAAACAUUGCUCGACAAGGUUUGCACCGCUGAAGCUCUCGCCGAUGAACGCGGCAUCAGAGCCGAGAAUGCCGAAGCGGCCGUUCAAGAGUUACAGAGUAGACUCCGCGCUCAAGAAACUCGGAUCGGGGAACUCGAACGAGAUUAUCGGAAAAGCACAAAAGAUUCAAAAACAACGGAGGUGGAAAAGGCAAAUUUGGAAAAGCGACUACGAUUGAGCGAAGACUCGGGCAGGGCCCUUGGUUUACGAGCUGCGAAUCUUGAAAUGCAAUUGAACGAUCGCGAGGCUGCUCUGAGGCGUAUAGAAUCCGCGUAUAACGCGCAACUAAAUGAAUUGUCGGAGAUUCGUGAGCGAAUGGUACGCCAGAGCGAGGACGUUGGGUGGAGCAGUCGAGUGUUGCAGAUCGCCGGAAGUGUGGCCUGGGCGCCGCGUGCAAUUCUUCGUUCCCUCUCGUUUCUCUCCAACAGUGGAUCGCAUUGAGGAACCUCCUUAAAAGUGCAAGUGCUCCGAGAAAAGUCCGUCCGCCGAGGUCAAUUGACCGAAGUCGAAUUGGACAACGUUUCCCUCUCGCCUUCCUUCUUUUUUAUACAUCGAUAUUAUACCGUAGGAAUAUAUUAAGAAAUUAUACAGAAAGACCGAAUGAUUUUAAGAUUAUUGAUGAAAAUAAGAGAAUAAAUUGUAAAAAGAAAAUAUUUCUCAGGCACUCUCUGACAAACGACGAACCGCGUAUUCAAUUCUGUUUUUUUUUUCUCAUUAUUACAAGUACAAAGACUCUGUCGGAUGUUCCAACUGCUACCAGAACGGUGAUUAGAAUCGAGGCGUAUGUGGAAAGCUCUAUUGCACGACUAUUGGAAAAAUGAUGGGCAAAUAAUUUACUCAUCACCGUUCGACAAUCGUGUUUGGUACUAUUUAUUCAAGUAUAAAUACUCGUUCAACUCGAUCGAUCCGCAAUUUCAUCCGUACCGAUAACCAAAAUUCGUUUUUUUAAAUAUUUUUCAUCUCCGCGGAGGUAUUCGCAACGUUACGUACGUUGGUCAGUUAAUGUUGAGAUACUGCUGCUAAAUAUGAGGAAAUCUUUUGGUGCCGUGAUGCGAAUAAUAAAAAUGCUUCCCAUUCGACGAAAGUACGUUGAAACUUUGGAGCGAUGCAACGCAUCCACGAAUAAAUAAUAGCCUCGUUUGUAGUUGAACCGUUCUUCGUUGCGGUCGUUUGUUUUUUAUUA